Messenger RNA from Helicoverpa zea (corn earworm), 4677 nucleotides. RefSeq names its product beta-1,4-N-acetylgalactosaminyltransferase bre-4. The record is from RefSeq and is a predicted model, not a curated record. Gene Ontology annotation, biological process: carbohydrate metabolic process; glycosphingolipid biosynthetic process. Bases 431 to 1705 code for a protein of 424 amino acids. The transcript is spliced from 10 exons. NCBI's taxonomy places the organism in Eukaryota, Metazoa, Arthropoda, Insecta, Lepidoptera, Noctuidae. Gene Ontology annotation, molecular function: N-acetyl-beta-glucosaminyl-derivative 4-beta-N-acetylgalactosaminyltransferase activity.
UCAGUUGAAUAUUGCGGUUUGCGGUAGGCAGUGACGGCUUCAUGUGUAUUUUCCGCAUUGACAAUAUUUCCAAUUUCGCACUUUCACCAGUUAAUUAUUAUCAGAUUGUGUAAUAAGUAACAUUUCUGUGUAAUUCUUAGCAUUCCUAGUAACGUGUUCGCAUCAAAACCGGCGGUUAUAAUUGUCAAAAUCGUGUAGGCAGUGUUUUUUUCGUAAGACUUGUUUUUUUUGUGUAAUUCUGUUUCUGAUUUUUGGCGCAACUUGUUCGGGAAUUAAAAACUGGACUAAUUAAAAGAUAAUAUGAGUGUAAUGGAGCAUCCCCGUCAUACCAGUGUGCAGUGAAGAUAAUGGGACACUUCCACAGGGCACCUUCCUUGCAAAUCACUCUCUCACAGGGGUCGGCGUAUCCGCGUGCGAAUCGCAUGCGUUGAUGGGAGGCGGCGCGAGCGCGGGCGGCGGGCGGGCGGCGCGCGCCCUACGCCUGCUGCUGCUGCUCGUGCUGGCCCUGGCGGCCGUGGAGUACCUGUUCGGCUCCAUCCUCGACGCGUCCCCCCUUCGCACUUACCUGUACACCCCGCUGUACAACGCCACGCAACCUACACUCAGAAACGGCGAACGACCACCAGCAAGCAUCCCCAAAUCAAUUCCCCUAACAAACACUGCGAAUUACGAAGCGUUUACCGAAGCCCAGAACGUUAGUGUUACCAACCACGCGCCACCAAAUAACGUCAUUCGACCCCCUCUCACGGCCAACAUGACGAUUUCCAAGCCAGUCAAUAUCACACAAGAUUUGUUUGCAAUAAAUGAGGCAACACCUACGUCUGUGCUCAUCACAAAGAUUGUGGAAGGAAUGAAGAAUGGAACGAAUGAACUGAACAGGAAUGAUACGUCUAUCAAUCUGCCGGUUUGUGAGACGAGGACUGAUUUGGGUCCCAUACCAGCUGACAAGAAUGAUUUGGAAUUGGAUGUGGUAGAGAAGCGGUACCCCGAGGUACAGUGGGGAGGUCGGUACACGCCGCCCAACUGCACUGCUAAGCAUAAAGUUGCUAUUAUUGUGCCAUACAGAGAUCGUCAGCAACAUUUAGCAGUGUUCCUAAACCACAUGCAUCCAUUUUUGAUGAAGCAACAAAUUGAAUACGGAAUAUUUAUCGUUGAGCAAGCAGGUAGCAAACAAUUCAACCGCGCCAAACUAAUGAACGUGGGCUUCGUGGAGAGCCAAAAGCUGGAACCGGGCGGGUUCCAGUGCUUCAUCUUCCACGACAUCGACCUGCUGCCGCUGGAUACCAGGAAUCUGUACUCUUGCACCAGACAGCCGAGGCACAUGUCUGCUUCUAUAGAUACGCUUAAUUUCAAGUUACCAUACGAGGCCAUAUUUGGUGGAGUGUCAGCCAUGACCUUGGAGCAAUUUAACAAGGUCAACGGUUUCUCCAACAAGUACUGGGGAUGGGGUGGAGAAGAUGACGAUAUGUAUUAUAGACUACACAAAAUGAAUUAUCACAUAGCCAGGUAUAAGAUGUCCAUAGCGCGUUACGCCAUGCUGCAGCAUAAGAAAUCACCGCCAAAUCCUAAGAGAUACCAGCUACUAUCACAAACGAGCAAAACAUUCCACAAGGACGGCCUCUCGACGCUCGAGUACGAAGUAGUGCAGGUGAUGCAAUACCACUUAUACACGCACAUACUAGCCAAUAUCGACGAGCGUAGCUGAUGGACAUAUUUCGCCAAGCUCCUGUUUGGCGACGAUAGGUAACAACCGCUCAGUGCAGUGACUUUCAAACUACUACGAUCGUUACCCAGUGUUGUUGAUCUCUUUCGCAUUCAAUGACACCUACCUAGUGUUGCCUGUGCAAAAAAAUACCACUAGGUACGUUUUAUAAGGUUGGCACUAUUGAUGAAUGAAUGGACUGUUAACUGUCAUUAGUCAAUUGUGAUUGUGCGACAAUUAUUAUGUGUAUAAUGUAUAACUAUUGUAUAGGUAUUGACUGUUGUUUCAAAAUUGCCUAAUCAUUCCAUGAUUAUAAUAGAUACGUCAUAGUUCGACUCCACCCCUGACCCCACUUUUGGUGUAUGGCAACACUAGGCAUUUGUCAGCAGUAUACAUAGGUGCAUACUAUAGAAUAGGCCUUUAUCUACUUGUUAAAUGUUUCAUUAUGUCUGUAUAUUAUUAAUUUAUUUCUGUAAUCUAGUGUAUAAGUUAUAAAUGCUUUGAAAAGUAUGUAUUUCUUACUAAAGUAUACCUUUAUUAUUUGUAUUGUAUCUUUACUUUAAAUAUAAUGUCUUUUGGAAAGCAAAUUGUUUAAUAAUUAAAAAUGACCUUAUUUUUUUGUAUUUUUUGUGACAUGGUCAUUGAUUUUAUACGCUGUAAAAAUUAAAUAAACUUUGAGCGUCAAUAAAAUAAACUAACCAAAAAUGUAAAUUAACUGAUAUUGUAGAUAAUGUACAGUCGGCCAUUUUAUUAUAUGAAGUACAGAAUGACAAUAUAGUACAUAAAAUCAAAUCUUAGAAUAAAAUUACGCUCAGAGCGUUCAAUAUUAAAGUACAGUUAAUACUGAAUAUUAUUAAAUAGUAUACCUAGUAAUCUAUUGUCAGCAUACCUUAGUGCAUGUAGAUUGGUUACAAAAAUAAUUAUUAAGAUUUUGUAUGAAGAAUUUGCGGCCUAAGAUACAAACAUCAGUUUUUUUUCCUUUUUUUCAUUUUAAUUCCGAGUUAUAUUUUGCAAAUCAGUUAUAUUAUAAACAUUUUAUGAUUUUACACACUUUUAUUUUCUACUUUAUUUAAUUAUAUAGGAAAAUGAAUAUUUAACUGAUAAGUAGUCCGUUUUUUAUUUUUUUCAAACCUAUGUUGUAUGUAAAAUCAAUAUAAAACUUGUCUACAUAGUAUACGCACUGAAGUGCUAAUAAUAUUCCAAUUGUGUAUAAAUGUUUUAUAUUAAAGAAAUGAUCUGUUUACACGAUGGCUAUGUACAGACGACAGCAUAUACGUACCUCAAUCUGUCAAAUUUCAUCAAUAGAAUUUCAACCUUAUCACAAUAGUGGAAGGUUGAUGUUCGAUUGGUGAAAUUUGACAGAUUAGUUGACCUGCUGGCGUAUAUAAGGUGCGGCGCAGACGACGUUAUGUAUAUUUUUGUCUGUCAGACAUUUUGUAUGCCACAGACUUGAUCGCACAAAAAGUUUCUCGUCUGCGUUGCACUUAAACGAACCUUCAUACUCGUUCUUGCAAGCUGACAAGUCGUGUAAACGGGUCAUCAUCAUGUACUUACCUUACGAAAUAAAUAUUGUAAAUAGCUUUUGUAGUUAGAUAGGUAGAGAAACUUAUAUUUAGGAAUAAUAUCCUUGCUGUUAAAUGUUCUUUUCAACUACCUAUCUCUAUUGUAACCUACGUAAGAUAGUUUAUUUGUCUUUUUGAAUGCACUUUGAUACUGCCAUUCAAAUAUAGAGUAGACUACAAUGUGCCAAUGUAGGUACAGACGACAGCAAAAGUUUGUGACAUUUUGUGCCAUUUGUAAAAAAAGUCAGACCUCAGUGCAAAAAAAUCUGUAAUUUACUUUUGAUGGAGACUUUACACCAGAUGCGGCAAGUUGACCAACAAAUCAUGAUGUCAAAAACAACGACCUACUAUCCUUAGCAUCAAAUCUUUUAUAAAAAUCCUUAUUUCAAUGACAGUUUUGUAUGUAGGGGAAAAAUGAUAUUGGCUGUAUAACUGCGGAUUGCAAUAACCUAUCCAUUCGUUGUUUUUCGAUUAGAGAUUGUUUGACGCUAUUAAUAAGAAGCUAAUUUCAAAAUUCAAUGUUCAAUCGUAAAACAAGGGAUCGGUUAUUGCAAUGUGCAGUAAAUUGAUGAGUGUAGCUUCAUCGAUUAAUGUAAGAAAAAUGUAUUGUAAGUCAAGCCCUUUAAGAACAUUGUCUUUUUUAUUUUCAUUAUUUUUCUUAUUUAGUUAUAAGGGAUACAUUGUGAUACAUCUAUUUGAAAGGUAACCAUUGCUCAGAUUUACGGAAUUGUAAACAUAAUUCGCUUUAUAUUUUCUUAUUGUUAUUAUUUUGUGAUUUGAAGAGAUCUGUUUUAUAGAAUCACUGGGCGAUGGAUUAUCUUUCAUAAGGCCUAAAUGUUAUAACCGAGUGACAGUUAUCCUCAUACUUAAUAACGAAAGUUUAUAUUUUUAAUUUUUAUGAUUUGUAUCUUAUUUUUUUAACUUUCGACUUUACAGUCUUUUUAGUGGCAUCCUUAGUAUAUUCCUUAAUAUUUCAAAAUUAAUCUUUCUACAAGUACAUUUCUUUAUUUUAUUGUACCAGUCAUUCUUAUUUGCUUUAGUUAUUCAAUUUGCAAAAUUGAAAAGUCAAAACUUGUGCUAAUACGAUAAGAAGUAGAAUUUUUAUACCUACUUUUACUAAAGGUAUGUGCGAAAAUACCGGGCCUAUUCACAUCACAAUAAUAUAGCGAGAUAAUAAUAUAAAACUAUUCAUAUUUGCUUAAGAAUCUUAGUCCUCGCGUAUAAGACAAUUUUCUUACUCGCAAAAUAGUUUUCUAGUGAAAAACUCCGCUUAAGCAUCAAAGCUCAUACUAAUUAUAUCCUAUCUUUAGAUAUCUAUAGCUUAGGACAUGAGUUACUUAAAGAAAAGUGAUAUAUUAGUUUUCAUUUUGUCAAAAUUGUUUUAAAUAAAAUAUGGUUUGUUUUUAUAUUUAA